AUGAAAUCCUCCCCUAUCAUUUAUUCCCUUACUCCGAGGUUCUCUUACCAACCAGCUGCUGCCACCUGGCAAAGCCAUGUCAAGUGUGAACCUGCAUAUUUUAUUGUGGUUCUACAUCAUCUACAAACUGUAGUAAUUGCUAUACGUGGAACUGAAACGCCCGAGGACCUGAUAACUGAUGGGUUAUGCAAGGAAUGCACCCUUUCUGCAGAAGACUUGUCUGGUUUGAUAAACUCCAACUACAUUCGUUCUGAUAUACACAAAAAUGUGACUUCAUCAUUCCCCCACUAUGGGCAUUCGGGUAUAGUUGAGGCUGCACGAGAGGUUUAUAUGCAGAUUGAAGGAAACCCUGGAGAGCAUGACACUGAAUCCUAUGGGCUUCUUUCUAAAUUGCUGGGAUUUGGCUGUGAGUGCUUUGGGUAUAAUGUCCGCAUAGUUGGCCAUUCACUUGGGGGUGCUAUAGCUGCAUUGCUUGGAAUAAAACUUUAUAACCGAUACCCCAAUCUGCAUGUUUACUCAUAUGGGCCACUCCCAUGUGUGGAUUUAGUUGUGGCUAAUGCAUGUUCGUCAUUUAUAACAAGCAUUAUAUACGGAAAUGAGUUUUCAUCCCGCCUUUCAAUUGGAUCCAUGAUGAGGCUGAGGGCAGCUGCUAUCACACUACUGGCACAAGAUCCUAAAGCUGACAGUGCCAUGAUUUUCAGACUUGCUCGUCGGUUUCUAUUUAUAAGCCAAUAUGAAAGAAAUGAUCAAGAGGCAGAGCAUGAAGGCAGCAACGAUCAAGUGGUUCAAGAUGCUUCACUCUGGACUGAGGCUAGUAAAAGGGAUCUUCUUGUUAUAGCUGACCAUGGUGAUGACGAACAUGAUGAAAUUUCACUCUGGGCUGAUAGUAGGUCAAGUGACCAUAUCGUUGAAAUUAAUAAUGCUGAUUUUACAAAUUCUUUUGCUUUAGACGUACAUUCAAGAGAUGAUCCCGUGUCACAGUUUAAUCCUUUUGCUUCAGACGUACAUUCAAGAGAUGAUCCCGUGUCACAGUUUAAUCCUUUUGCUUCAGACGUACAUUCAAGAGAUGAUCCCGUGUCACAGUUUAUAGAUUCUGUUCCAACUUCUGAAAACCAGUCUGCUGAUGAUCCCCCAGAGAUGUAUUUGCCGGGAUUCAUAAUUCAUAUCGUCCCAGACAAGAAAAGACCUCAAACCGAUCUUAAGAGAUCUUGGAGAACGAUGGAGAGGGAGAGAUGUUAUAGAGCUUACGUAGCAAAUAGAGAGAAUUUCAAUGAUAUUAUUGUUUCACCAUCCAUGUUCCUCGAUCAUCUCCCUUGGAGAUGUCAUAAAGCCUUGCAAAAAAUAUUGAAAGAUGAAACUACCAAAGAUCAAAUAACGGAAUGUCACUUAAGCUGA
Molecule: messenger RNA, 1395 nt
Organism: Vicia faba (fava bean)
Lineage: Eukaryota; Viridiplantae; Streptophyta; Magnoliopsida; Fabales; Fabaceae
Source: the annotation of a GenBank genome assembly